AAACAAAAACCUUUGGUAACUCUAAGGACAACCUCACCUAGUCCUAGAUGCGUUCCCAGCAGAGAUUCGUACUCUUUGUCUUCCUACUAUUCCUCCAAUUCUGCAGCUCAAUCUCCACAUCAAAUCCACACCCUGAGUUCCCAUGCAAGCCACACCACCAUAACUCCUAUCCCUUCUGCAACACUUCCCUUCCCAUCACCACCAGAGCUCAGUCUCUCCUCGCUCUCCUCACACUCCCAGAAAAGAUCCAACAGCUCACAAACAACUUCACUGGCAUCAAAAGGCUCGGUAUACCCGCCUAUGAAUGGUGGUCUGAAUCACUCCAUGGUAUUGCCACAAAUGGCCCUGGAGUUUCCUUCUCUGGCACCAUACCUUCUGCCACUAACUUUCCUCAAGUCCUUGGCACAGUCGCUUCUUUCAAUAGAAGCCUUUGGUUCUCCAUUGGAUCGGCCAUUGCUGUUGAGGCUAGAGCGAUGUACAAUGUUGGUCAAGCUGGGUUGACAUUUUGGGCACCUACCAUCAAUAUUUUCAGGGACCCCAGAUGGGGGAGAGGCCAAGAGACACCAGGGGAAGACCCUAUGGUCGCUUCAGCUUAUGCUGUGGAGUUUGUGAGGGGCUUUCAAGGUGGGAAAUGGAAAGGUCAACGCAGAGAUGGGUCUGGAUGGAAAAGAGUGUUGAAAGGGGAUGAUGGGAGUGAAAGACUAAUGGUCUCUGCUUGUUGUAAGCAUUUCAAUGCUUAUGACUUAGAAAAGUGGCACAAUUUUAGUAGAUAUAGCUUCAAUGCUGUGGUUUCUAAGCAAGAUUUGGAGGACACUUAUCAGCCGCCAUUUCGUAGCUGCAUUCAACAAGGCAAAGCAAGCUGCUUAAUGUGUUCUUACAAUGCAAUUAAUGGAGUUCCUGCGUGUGCGCGAGGAGAUCUCCUACAAAAAGCUCGAUCUGAAUGGGACUUCAACGGAUAUAUCACCUCAGACUGUGAUGCUGUGGCCACAGUUUUUGAAUAUCAGAAUUACACAAAAACCGCAGAGGAUGCAGUUGCUGAUGUCCUAAAAGCAGGAACGGAUAUAAAUUGUGGAACAUACAUGCUCCGAAAUACAAAAUCUGCUAUUGAAAAAGGGAAGGUGAAGGAAGCAGACAUAGAUAGAGCUCUUCUCAAUCUUUUCUUGGUUCAACUCCGUCUUGGGCUGUUUGACGGAGACCCCAGGAAAGGGAAAUUUGGAAAGUUGGGACCUCAAGAUGUCUGUAACUCCAAGCAUAAGACACUGGCACUUGAAGCAGCAAGGCAGGGAAUUGUUCUUCUGAAAAAUGAUAAAAAGUUCCUGCCUUUAGAUAAAAAUGUUGUCAAUUCAAUAGCUGUUAUAGGUCCAAUGGCAAACAAUGCAAGCCUACUUGGCGGUGGCUACACCGGAAUUCCCUGCAACCCGAAGAGCCUUUCUGAGGGAUUUCAGGCAUACAUAAAGAAGACAUCUUAUGCAAAAGGUUGCUUUAAUGUAUCUUGUGAUCUUGAUAAUGGAUUUGAUGAAGCAGUUCGUACUGCCAAAGAAGCUGAUUUUGUUAUCAUAGUCGCUGGGCUGGAUUUGUCCCAAGAAACAGAAGAUCAUGACCGAGUUAGUCUGCUCUUGCCUGGUAAACAGAAGGCCCUUGUAUCCUCUGUGGCCGCUGCAAGUAAAAAACCUGUGAUUCUAGUUCUUACUGGUGGUGGACCCCUUGAUGUAUCAUUUGCGGAAGAAGAUCCAUGCAUUGCAAGCAUUCUUUGGAUUGGUUACCCUGGUGAAGCUGGAGGAAAAGCACUUGCAGAAGUCAUCUUUGGAGAUUAUAAUCCUGGUGGAAGACUACCAAUGACUUGGUAUCCUGAGGCAUUCACCAGCAUACCCAUGAAUGAUAUGAACUUGCGGGCUGAUCCUUCUCGUGAUUAUCCUGGAAGAACCUACAGAUUUUACACUGGAUAUAGUGUCUAUGGAUUUGGACAAGGCCUAAGCUACACCAAUUAUACCUACAAGUUCUUAUCAGCACCAAACAAAAUAAGUUUAUCGGGAUCUCUCAAGUCUGAUUCCAGCAAAAAUGUACUGCACAAGGUAGGAGAUGAACUUGGUUUUAUUCAAAUUGAUGAGGUGGAAUCUUGCAAUUCACUAAGAUUUUCUGUGCAAAUUUCUGUUAUGAACCUGGGUGAUAUGGAUGGAAGCCAUGUUGUGAUGUUGUUCUCUGAAGUGCCAAAAAAAUUUAAAGGCACUCCAGUUAAACAGCUAGUUGGAUUUAAUCGUGUGCAUACCUUGUCACAUGGAUCUACUAAAACAAGCAUCUUAGUAGAUCCUUGUCAACAUCUUAGCUUUGCAAAUGAUCAUGGAAAAAUGAUAUUGCCCUUGGGUAAGCAUAAACUAAUGUUGGGAGAUUUGGAACAUUUUAUUUCAAUUGAAACUAAUUGAGGCCUAUUAUAAUUCAAAAUUGCACCUGUUAUUGGAAAUAAGCAUCAAUCUUGUUAUUGAAGCAUGGACUUUAUUUUUGGGGGUGAGAAGCAUGACAAUAUUUGAAAGGAAAUAUGGUGUCAUUUGAUACACUUUCAGAUAACGAAGUUAAUAUUUCAUUGGCUUCCAGGUUC
Quercus lobata is the source of this 2593-nucleotide messenger RNA. RefSeq names its product Glycosyl hydrolase family protein. Lineage: Eukaryota; Viridiplantae; Streptophyta; Magnoliopsida; Fagales; Fagaceae. Gene Ontology annotation, molecular function: alpha-L-arabinofuranosidase activity; xylan 1,4-beta-xylosidase activity. Bases 48 to 2420 code for a protein of 790 amino acids. The transcript has 6 exons. The record is from RefSeq and is a predicted model, not a curated record. Gene Ontology annotation, biological process: arabinan catabolic process; xylan catabolic process.